Molecule: messenger RNA, 2016 nt
Organism: Setaria italica (foxtail millet)
Lineage: Eukaryota; Viridiplantae; Streptophyta; Magnoliopsida; Poales; Poaceae
Product: equilibrative nucleotide transporter 3
Exons: 11
Coding region: 608-1855 (415 amino acids)
Biological process (GO): nucleoside transmembrane transport
Cellular component (GO): plasma membrane
Molecular function (GO): nucleoside transmembrane transporter activity
Source: RefSeq, a predicted model, not a curated record
CAGCAUCUUUGCAGUCGCCAAGGGCAUGACGGCACUGCUUGCCUGGCCGAACUUGGCUCGGCGGCUCAACUGCUCAAGUGGCCAGUGCCAAGGCAUCAGCUUUUACGUCCCCGUUCUCCGCUCCUCGGCAGCAAAAGCGAGCCGAGUGCUGGGAAAUCGUCCCGCUCAUUUCACGCUCUCGGCGCCUCGAACGAUAUCCACACUGACGCCCACGUCUCCGGCACGACGCGUGUACGGCGGGCGGCAGGCUCGGCUCAUCGGCAGUGCAGCCCCUGUAGUUAUUGCUCGGCCCCGGUUGCCAGCGGGGCUUGGCAGCAGCCGCCGCCGGUUUCUGCUCACUGCCUGCGCUGCCACCGGCCAGUCGUCAGCCAGGCUUCGGUCGGGGAAUUUUCUCAGGUUUUGGGCCACUCCCCGUUCUCUGGUUUAGGAAGAACAGAAGAAGCGGCGGCUCGGCAGGGUUUCGCUCACAACCUGCGACCGCGACACCCUCCCGCACAAGUCGCUGGUAGUUGGCUACGCAUCGACGUCAGGAUUUACAGGAGGCGAUACCGACCCGAUCAGCAGCAAUCAACCGUGCCCUCUCUGCCGGAGUGCCGGUUGACAAAGCAUGGGCGAGACAGAGGGUGCAGGACCACCUAAACUUCAGGGGAAGUACUUUGGUAUGCUCGUCUGCUUUGUAUUGGGGAAUGGAUGCCUCUUCUCGUGGAACAGUAUGCUUACCAUUGAAGAUUACUAUGUCUACCUCUUCCCAAAGAACCACCCAACCAGAGUCCUCACGCUAGUAUAUCAGCCUUUUGCCCUGGGAGUAACAGCUCUUCUAGCGUAUCACGAAGCAAAGAUCAAUACCAGACUUCGGAAUCUGACAGGAUAUACACUUUACUUCUUAAGUAAUCUUGCAAUUAUAAUACUGGAUGUGGCCACUAAAGGGCAAGGUGGAGUUGGAGCGUUUGUUGGUGUAUGUGUAAUAAGUGCAGCAUUAGGGAUAGGCGAUGCCCAUGUUCAAGGUGGAAUGGUUGGUGAUCUGUCCUUGAUGUGCCCAGAGUUCAUUCAGUCCUAUUUGGCAGGUUUGGCUGCAUCAGGAGCAAUAACAUCAGCUUUGCGGCUAAUUACAAAAGCAGCUUUUGAGAGCUCACAAGAUGGCUUGCGCAAAGGAGCUAUGUUAUUCUUUUCAAUAGCGUGCUUCUUUGAGCUCUUGUGUGUCCUUCUGUACACAUCUGUUUUCCCCACACUGCCGAUUGUCAAAUAUUAUCGCUCAAAGGCAGCUUCUGAAGGUAGCAAAACCGUUGCUGGUGACCUAGCUGCUGCAGGAGUCCCAACUGAACAAGAUGAAAUAGUUGAGGAGGAGCCAGAAAGAUAUGAGCGUUUAAGCACCAAACAACUGUUGCUGCAAAACAUGGAUUAUGCUCUCGAUAUCUUUCUUGUAUAUGUCUUGACUCUAUCUAUCUUCCCUGGAUUUUUAUCUGAAGACACUGGAUCACACAGUCUGGGGGCUUGGUAUGCGCUCGUUUUGAUUGCAAUGUUCAAUGUGUGGGAUCUCAUAGGCAGAUACGUACCCUUUAUUGUUAAGAUGACAUCUCGGAAGUGUAUUAUGGCAGCAGCCCUCGCACGCUUUUUCCUCAUUCCUGCAUUCUAUUUCACUGCAAAGUAUGGCGAUCAGGGGUAUAUGAUCGUUUUAACGUCCUUCUUGGGGUUGAGCAAUGGCUAUCUAACCGUCUGUGUCCUUACAGAGGCACCCAAGGGAUACAAGGGGCCAGAGCAGAAUGCUCUGGGGAACGUUCUCGUUGUUUUCCUCCUGAUAGGACUGUUUUCUGGCGUCGUGCUCGAUUGGUUAUGGUUGAUAGGGAAGGGUUGGUGAUAACCGAUAAACUGAAGUGUCCUCAGAAAGGGUGUUACUCUUUGCUAUGUUUUUCCUGCUGGUGUACCGGUGCAGAGCAAACAACAUAAUAAGCAGAACGGAAUUAAGUACAUUGGUUAUGAAAUGACAUUCUUUUCUUUUAGCUAAGUAAAAUAACCUUC